UCAGCGGUGCGAGGAUUGGGGCCAUGCCAGCCUGAUUAGAAAGGUUGGGGGACUGAGCUGGAUUCACCUGUCCUUGUCUCUGAUUGGCUCUUGGGCACUCCUAGCCCCCAAAUCCCACUAAGCAGCCCCCCCACCAGGGCCCGCACAAGUCUGCAGAGAGCCAUUUGAUCGCCAGUCCCAGGACCAGAAAGGCAGCAGGGGAGGCCAGAGGCUGGCCUGAGCCUGGCUCUUGGGACCCUCCUGUGUCCAGAAGAGCCGCCUGCCUACUCUGUGCCCUCAGCUGUUGCUGGAACAUGGGGGCCGGGGCCAGUGCCGAGGAGAAGCACUCCAGGGAGCUGGAGAAGAAGCUGAAAGAGGACGCGGAGAAGGAUGCUCGGACGGUGAAGCUGCUGCUGCUGGGUGCCGGUGAGUCCGGGAAGAGCACCAUCGUCAAGCAGAUGAAGAUUAUCCACCAGGACGGGUACUCUCUGGAAGAGUGCCUGGAGUUCAUCGCCAUCAUCUAUGGCAACACGCUACAGUCCAUCUUGGCCAUCGUGCGCGCCAUGACCACGCUCAACAUCCAGUACGGAGACUCUGCGCGCCAGGACGACGCCCGCAAGCUGAUGCACAUGGCAGACACCAUCGAGGAGGGCACGAUGCCCAAGGAGAUGUCGGACAUCAUCCAGCGGCUGUGGAAGGACUCGGGUAUCCAGGCCUGCUUCGAGCGCGCCUCCGAGUACCAGCUCAACGACUCGGCGGGCUACUACCUCUCGGACCUGGAGCGCCUGGUGACCCCGGGCUACGUGCCCACCGAGCAGGACGUGCUGCGCUCGCGAGUCAAGACCACCGGCAUCAUCGAGACACAGUUCUCCUUCAAGGACCUGAACUUCCGGAUGUUCGACGUGGGCGGGCAGCGCUCGGAGCGCAAGAAGUGGAUCCAUUGCUUCGAGGGCGUGACCUGCAUCAUCUUCAUCGCGGCGCUCAGCGCCUACGACAUGGUGCUGGUGGAGGACGACGAGGUGAACCGCAUGCACGAGAGCCUGCACCUGUUCAACAGCAUCUGUAACCACCGCUACUUCGCCACCACGUCCAUCGUGCUCUUCCUGAACAAGAAGGACGUCUUCUCCGAGAAGAUCAAGAAGGCCCACCUCAGCAUCUGCUUCCCGGACUACGACGGGCCCAACACCUACGAGGACGCGGGCAACUACAUCAAGGUGCAGUUCCUGGAGCUCAACAUGCGUCGCGACGUCAAGGAGAUCUACUCCCACAUGACCUGCGCCACCGACACGCAGAACGUCAAGUUCGUCUUCGACGCCGUCACCGACAUCAUCAUCAAGGAGAACCUCAAAGACUGCGGCCUCUUCUGAGGUGGGGUCCCCGCCGGCCGGGCUGCCGCCCGCCCCUCCACUGUAGUCCCCAGGCCCCCAGCUCCUCAGCCCACCCUGCCCUCAAACCCCAGCCUCCAGUACUUCCGGGCCGCACCCCCACACACAGGGCCUCCCCUCAACCAUCCGGGGUGUCACAGCUUCCGGGGCCACACAGCCUGAACGCAUUCAUUUGAAGCUCAGGGACGCUGACCCCUUCCCUUGUCUUCCCCGCAUGCCCCGGGACCCUGUAGGGACCCUGUAGCUCUAGCUGUCUUGUAGCCUCCUGCCCUCAGAACCCUCCCAGCCCCCCAGGACUGCUGGGCCCCAGCCUGCCGCCUGCAGGCCUC
Messenger RNA from Lepus europaeus (European hare), 1693 nucleotides. It is a transcript of the gene GNAT1, whose product is annotated as G protein subunit alpha transducin 1. Gene Ontology annotation, molecular function: GTPase activity; GTP binding; G protein-coupled receptor binding. Bases 294 to 1346 code for a protein of 350 amino acids. NCBI's taxonomy places the organism in Eukaryota, Metazoa, Chordata, Mammalia, Lagomorpha, Leporidae. Gene Ontology annotation, biological process: adenylate cyclase-modulating G protein-coupled receptor signaling pathway. Gene Ontology annotation, cellular component: heterotrimeric G-protein complex. The transcript has 8 exons. The record is from RefSeq and is a predicted model, not a curated record.